Molecule: messenger RNA, 2435 nt
Organism: Macrobrachium nipponense
Lineage: Eukaryota; Metazoa; Arthropoda; Malacostraca; Decapoda; Palaemonidae
Product: protein NEDD1-like
Exons: 16
Coding region: 202-2340 (712 amino acids)
Biological process (GO): microtubule nucleation; mitotic cell cycle
Cellular component (GO): spindle pole; centriole; ciliary basal body
Molecular function (GO): gamma-tubulin binding
Source: RefSeq, a predicted model, not a curated record
UACAAAGUUGACGGGGUUUCAAAUCAGCUGUUAAAACUAAGGCGCGCCUUUGGUCUCCUUUUUCGAAUAUUUAGUUUUAUUUUGUUAAGUGCAGUGACUAGUUAAGUUUAUAUCUUUAGAGAACAGCCAUAGAGAGCUUGAGAGUGUACUUAAUGUAUGGUUGUUAGCAGCUGAAAAAGGUAAAUUAUUCUUCAGUGGACCAUGUUUGCAACAUCAGGGUGCUCCAUUAAGCUGUGGGAUGCUAAGAAGUAUACCCUUCUUCAAGAAAUUCCCUCAGGACGUGUCGAUGGAUUAACAUGGGCACAGAAUGGGCAGUGUAUAGCAUCCCUUGGGGAAAGUGCUGCUGAAAUCACUUUGUAUGCCGUUAAUUCAAAAUCAACAGCUAACAUCGGUGUUGUUAGAGUAGUGGAUUCACCUUCAUAUAUAAAAUUUCCUUGCCGUUCAUCACAUUAUCUUGGUGUUGGAAGCAAGGAUGGUACUGUGGCUUUGUGGAAUCUUAAAACAAAAUCUGAGAAGAAAGCUUAUACAGUCUCCAGCUCUCCCAUUUCGUGCCUUGCAUUCAGCCACAAUGACUCCCAUAUUGUCGCAUCCUCCAAGGGGAGCAUCUACCUACUCUCAACAAUGAAUAACAAUGUUGGAGGACCUUACAAGAUUUUUGACAAGCCUGUGACAGAAGUUGUGUAUAGUAUGGUGAAGAAAUCUUUAGUUGGGUGUUCUUCUGAAGGGGGCUCUGUUGCCCUCUUUGAUGCCAACGCCAACAAGCUGCUACAUACCUUUGCUAAUGCCCAUGCAGCACCUGUGUCAUCUGUGUCCUUCUCACCUAUAAAUGAACUCUUGAUGACUUCUGUAGGCUAUGACAAGAAGUUUGUGUGCUACAGCAUUCAGACGAAGAAACAAAUUUUGACACACAAAAGUUCAGUUCCCUUGACUAGUGCUACCCUACUGCCUGGCUGUCAGCACAUAGCUUUAGGUGCAAUGACUGGGGAAGUUUUCAUUCACGAUCUCCGUGUGAUUCGAAAGCCUCUUGUGACGCUUCAGGCACACAAUAAAGCAGUUACAAGUGUCAUUCUUUGUCCUGCAGCUAAGCAUUUUUCCGAGGGAGCAUCUUGUGACCCAAAAGCAGCAAAUACAAAACCAAAGAAAAGAGUACCUUCUGCCACAGAGAUAUCAUCCAAGUCUGAUGCUUCUACGAAGGUUAGCCCUGAAGAAACAAAUCCACCAGCUGAAGUCUCAUCAGAAGAAAAACCAGAAGUAUCACCUCUUCCAAUGGCUAAUCCAUCUCAAGAAGUUAUGUCAGCUAUAUUUUCACCUGUGAGGCCAGCAGAACAAUUGUCACCUCAGGCUAACCAUGGGCGAGGUGAAGAGUUGCCUAAAUUUGAUUCGGUGAUGAGUCAGGCAUUUUCUCCAGUAAGAUCUUCUCCAGGUUACUUGUCAGAUGCUCCUUCUUCUGCCUCUAAAGACAAGGCUGCAUUGAUUGAAGACAUAUUCUCCCCUGUAAGGACAGCUCCUAGUGAUGAUGCCAGCUCUAACUUCCAUGAUGUGUUUUCUCCAAUAAGAAACACCACACAGGGUAGUGACAUUCCCCAAAUAAUAACAGAGCUAUCUUGCCAACAGUCUCAAGAUGAAUUACAGCUUAACUUAGAUUCCUCAGACAGAAGAUUAUCAAAUAAAUCUGUCAAGUUUUGUGAUGAGUUCCAUCAGGAGGUUCCAUCCCCAAAGAGCAGUCAACACAAAGAAAAUGUGAACCCAAAUAAACUGCCAGUUGUGGUUGUUACUCCCAGUAAAGAAACAAGGAAUUCAAGUUCAGCCCAUCCUGAUACACCCUCAGAAAAAGUCCUUUGUCCAUUGCAGCCAGUUAAUGAUCAGAAAUGGGAGAUUAAUUCACCUGCAAGAAAAUCCUUCAUGAAAUAUGUCAGUGAAGUUUCAGAACAAUCUCCUGGCCGUCGGUCUGAUUCUAGCCCUGCAGAAUAUUCUAAGAAUCAAACUAACUCAAUUGUUUCUAACAAAUUGGAGGACUCUAAACUAACUGGAUCCCUAGAUGACAAAGUUACCAAAUUGUCAGAUGCUUCACAAAAAAUUUAUGAAGGUACCAAAGUAGGAAGCACAGCGUCUCACAUGCAAGUAGAACUGAUCCGUAGUUGUAUGGCAGAGGUUUUGGAUGACUUCGAGGAUGACAUGAAUCAGCGAAUGAUGCACCUUCAGUUUGUGGUUACAAAACAGUACUUACAGUUGAAGGGAAUGAUGGAGCAGCUCCACAAUCUACAUAGUCUCACUCAUGGUCUUCUUACAGAAAAUGAGCGAUUGCAGACAGAAAAUGCACGACUGAAAUGUCACUUUUAAUAGCGUAUAGUCUUCCUUAAAGAUUCUGUAUUUUUGUACUGUUUUUGGAUAAUGUAUUUUACAAAGAUUUAUUAAAGUUUACUAAGAUUUUAGAA